AUCCGCGGAGCGACGGCCCGGAGGCGGCGGCGUAGGCCACGGCGGGGCGUUUGGUUUCGCUUUGGCCCUGACUGGAGUUAGUAUUGACGGUCGAAAUGGGAGUCCCUAAGUUUUACCGAUGGAUCUCUGAGAGAUAUCCCUGCCUCAGCGAAGUCGUGAAAGAGCAUCAGAUUCCUGAAUUUGAUAACUUGUACCUGGAUAUGAAUGGAAUUAUACAUCAGUGUUCCCAUCCUAAUGAUGAUGAUGUUCACUUCAGAAUUUCAGAUGAUAAAAUCUUUACUGAUAUUUUUCACUACUUGGAAGUGUUGUUUCGCAUUAUUAAACCUAGGAAAGUAUUCUUCAUGGCUGUUGAUGGUGUGGCUCCUCGAGCAAAGAUGAACCAGCAGCGUGGGAGGCGUUUUCGGUCAGCAAAGGAAGCAGAAGACAAAAUAAAAAAGGCAAUAGAAAAAGGAGAAACUCUUCCCACGGAGGCCAGAUUUGAUUCCAACUGCAUUACACCAGGGACUGAAUUCAUGGCCAGGUUACAUGAACAUCUGAAGUAUUUUGUAAACAUGAAAAUUUCUACAGACAAGUCAUGGCAAGGAGUUACCAUCUAUUUCUCAGGCCAUGAGACUCCUGGAGAAGGAGAACAUAAAAUCAUGGAAUUUAUCAGAUCUGAGAAGGCAAAGCCAGAUCAUGAUCCAAACACCAGACACUGUCUUUAUGGCUUAGAUGCUGACUUGAUUAUGCUUGGAUUAACAAGUCAUGAGGCACAUUUCUCUCUUUUAAGAGAGGAGGUUCGGUUUGGUGGCAAAAAGACACAAAGGGUAUGUGCACCAGAAGAAACCACAUUUCACCUCCUACACUUGUCUUUAAUGAGAGAGUAUAUUGAUUAUGAGUUUUCAGCAUUAAAAGACAAGAUCACAUUUAAAUAUGAUAUUGAAAGGAUAAUCGAUGAUUGGAUUUUGAUGGGAUUUCUUGUUGGCAAUGAUUUUAUCCCUCAUCUACCUCAUUUACAUAUUAAUCAUGAUGCACUGCCACUUCUUUAUGGAACAUAUAUUACCAUCCUGCCAGAACUUGGGGGUUAUAUUAAUGAAAGUGGGCAUCUCAACUUACCUCGAUUUGAGAAAUACCUUGUGAAACUAUCAGAUUUUGAUCGGGAGCACUUCAGUGAAGUUUUUGUGGACCUAAAGUGGUUUGAAAGCAAAGUUGGUAACAAGUACCUCAAUGAAGCAGCAGGUGUUGCAGCAGAAGAAGCUAAGAACUACAAGGAAAAGAAAAAAACAAAGGGCCAGGAAAACUCCGUAUGUUGGGCUGCUUUAGAUAAAAAUGGAGAAGAAGUAGUAACUUCUAAGGAUAAUUUAGAAGAUGAGACUGAAGAUGAUGACCUAUUUGAAACCGAGUUUAGACAAUAUAAAAGAACGUAUUAUAUGACAAAAAUGGGAGUUGAUGUCGUUUCUGAUGACUUUCUUGCUGAUCAAGCUGCAUGUUAUGUUCAGGCAAUACAGUGGAUUUUGCACUAUUACUAUCAUGGAGUUCAGUCCUGGAGCUGGUUUUAUCCAUACCAUUAUGCACCUUUCCUAUCUGAUAUCCGCAACAUCAGUACACUCAAAAUCCAUUUUGAACUAGGAAAACCGUUUAAACCAUUUGAACAGCUUCUUGCUGUACUUCCAGCAGCUAGCAAAAAUUUACUUCCUACAUGCUACCAGCAUUUGAUGACCAGUGAAGACUCACCAAUUAUCGAAUAUUACCCACCUGAUUUUAAAACUGAUCUAAAUGGGAAACAACAGGAAUGGGAAGCUGUGGUACUAAUACCUUUUAUUGAUGAGAAGCGAUUGUUGGAAGCCAUGGAGACAUGUAACCACUCCCUCAAAAAAGAAGAGAGGAAAAGAAACCAACACAGUGAGUGCCUCAUGUGCUGGUAUGAUGGUGACACAGAGUUUACCUACCCCUCUCCAUGGCCAGAAAAGUUCCCUGCCAUAGAACGAUGCCACACAAGGUAUAGAAUAAUAUCAUUAGAUGCUUGGCGUGUAGACAUAAGCAAAAACAAAAUAACCAGGGUUGACCAGAAGGCAUUAUAUUUCUGUGGAUUUCCUACUUUGAAACACAUCAAACACAAAUUUUUUUUGAAGAAAAGUGGAGUUCAAGUAUUCCAGCAAAGUAGUCGUGGAGAAAACAUGAUGUUGGAAAUCUUAGUGAAUGCAGAAUCAGAUGAACUUAGUGUAGAAAAUAUAGCUUCAUCAGUGCUUGGAAAGUCUGUCUUUGUUAACUGGCCUCAUCUUGAAGAAGCUAGAGUUGUUGGUAUAUCAGAUGGAGAAACUAAGUUUUACUUGGAAGAACCUCCAGGAACACAGAAGCUUUAUUUGGGAAGAACUGUGCCACCGUCUAAAGUGGUCCAUCGGGACAAAGAGCAAUCUAACUGGACAAAAGAAGUGCAAGGAAUUUCAGAAUACUACCUGAGAAGAAAAGGGAUAAUAAUAAACGAAACAUCUGCAGUUGUGUAUGGUCAGUUACUCACUGGUCGUAAAUAUCAAAUAAACCAAAAUGGUGAAGUUCGUCUAGAGAAACAGUGGUCAAAACAAGUUCUUCCAUUUGUUUAUCAAACUAUUGUCAAAGACGUCCGAGCUUUUGACUCCCGUUUCUCCAGUAUCAAAACAUUGGAUGACUUGUUUCCUCCUAGAAGUAUGGUCUUUAUGCUGGGAACUCCAUAUUAUGGAUGCACUGGAGAAGUUCAGGAUUCAGGGGACGUGAUUACUGAAGGCAGGAUUCGUGUGGUUUUCAGCAUUCCAUGUGAACCCAAUCUUGAUGCUUUAAUACAGAACCAGCAUAAAUAUUCUAUAAAGUACAACCCAGGAUAUGUGUUGGCCAGUCGCCUUGGAGUGAGUGGAUACCUUGUUUCAAGGUUUACAGGAAGUAUUUUUAUUGGAAGAGGAUCUAGGAGAAACCCUCAUGGAGACCAUAAAGCAAAUGUGGGUUUGAACCUCAAAUUCAACAAAAAAAAUGAGGAGGUACCUGGAUAUACUAAGAAAGUUGGAAGUGAAUGGAUGUAUUCAUCUGCAGCAGAGCAACUUCUUGCAGAGUACUUAGAGAGAGCUCCAGAACUAUUUAGUUAUAUAGCCAAAAAUAGCCAAGAGGAUGUGUUCUAUGAAGAUGACAUUUGGCCUGGAGAAAAUGAGAAUGGUGCUGAGAAAGUUCAAGAAAUUAUUACUUGGCUAAAGGGACAUCCUGUCAGUACUUUGUCUCGUUCUUCUUGUGAUUUACAAAUCUUGGAUGCAGCUAUUGUUGAGAAAAUUGAAGAAGAAGUUGAAAAGUGCAAGCAAAGAAAGAAUAAUAAGAAGGUUCGAGUGACAGUGAAGCCCCAUUUGCUAUACAGACCUUUAGAACAGCAACAUGGAGUUAUUCCUGAUCGGGAUGCAGAAUUUCGCCUCUUUGACCGUGUUGUCAAUGUGAGAGAGAACUUUUCUGUUCCAAUUGGCCUUCGGGGCACCAUCAUAGGAAUUAAAGGAGCUAAUAGAGAAGCUGAUGUACUAUUUGAAGUAUUGUUUGAUGAAGAAUUUCCUGGAGGCUUAACAAUAAGGUGCUCACCUGGUAGAGGUUAUCGACUGCCAACAAGUGCCUUGGUGAACCUUUCUCAUGGGAGUCGCUCUGAAACUGGAAGUCAGAAGUUGACAGCCAUUGUGAAACCACAGCCAGCUGUGAAUCACUAUAGCUCAAAUUCAUCAGUUUCAUCUGGGCAUUUGGGAGGCCUGAACCAUUCCCCUCAGUCACUUUUUGUUCCCACUCAAGUACCUGCUAAAGAUGAUGAUGAAUUUUGCAAUAUUUGGCAGUCCUUACAGGAAUCGGGAAAGGUUCAACAUUUUCAGCCAGCUCUACAAGAGAAGGGUGCUGUUCUACCCCAAGAAAUAAGUCAAGUAACUCAACAUAAUAAAUCUGGCUUUAAUGACAACAGUGUUAAGCAAAGAAAACAUGAGCCUCACAAAAAAUUUAAAGAAGAGUGUAAGAGUCCUAAAACUGAGAGUCGCUCACAAAAAAUGUCAAAUAGGCAGACGUUUGCAGGGCAUGCCAAAUGUAAUAUUAAGCUAUUGAAGAGAAAUGAAAGUGCAGAAGCCUCAGAAAACCAAAAGGCUGUGAUGGGUUAUCCAAAUGCUAUUGAUAAGCCUAAUCCUGGAAUUGAGAAUUUCUUAGCAUCCUUGAAUAUCGCCAAAGAAAAUGAAGUACAGUUAUCUCAUCAUGAAGAGCCUCCAAAUGAAGAGCAUCUGUCACCACAGUCAUUUGCUAUGAAGGGCACUCGGAUGCUUAAAGAAAUACUAAAAAUUGAUGGCUCUGGCACUCUGGACCAUAAGAGUGAAAUGAAACAGUUUGGUAAUGAAGUCACUGUUUCCUCUAAUAGAAGAGAUGAAUAUGGAUCUUCCUCACAGCCUAAACAAAAUAAGAAAUUAACAUCUUAUACGAACAAGCCUCACAGUGCCAGUGAGUACCAUAAUGUUCAGUCUUUGGACAGUAUGUGCUGGCCUGCUCUCAGCCAGAUUCCUCCUGUGUCCACACCAGUAACUGAACUUUCUCGAAUUUGUUCCCUUGUUGGAAUGCCACAACCAGAUUUCUCCUUUCUAAGAACACCACAGACAAUGACAGUUUGCCAGGUAAAAUUAUCUAAUGGCUUACUGGUACAUGGGCCACAGUGCCAUUCUGAAAAUGAGGCCAAGGAAAAAGCUGCACUUUUUGCUUUACAACAAUUGGGCUCCUUAGGAGUGAAUUUCCCUUUGCCUCCACCAAUAUUUCCAAGUUAUCCUCCUGCUGUACCACCUGGAACAAUUCCUCCAGUUUUUCCCCAACCUACUGGCUGGGAUCACUAUGGAAGCAACUUAGCAUUGGGGGCAGCUAAUAUAAUGCCAUCAUCAACUCAUCUCUUUGGCUCGAUGCCGUGGGGACCACCAGUGCCAGUUCCUGGGAAGCCCUUCCAUCAUACUUCAUAUGCCGGGACCAUGCCCAUGGCUGGAGGAAUGCCAGCUGGUGUGCAUAAUCAGUUCAUACCUUUACAGGUAACUAAAAAAAGAGUUGCAAACAAAAAGAACUUUGAGAACAAGGAGACUCAGAGUUCUCAUGCCACACCACUUCAAACUAGCCAGUCAGCAUCUUCUGAUGUCACCAAAGCAGUUCCACAGGAGAGUUCAUCAGCUUCGUUAAAGUCCUCUCAGAAUAUCCAGCCUGCAUCUUCUCUUCAAGCUGAAGCUGCCUCCCCAGGCCAUAGUAUGUCUCACCAUAAAUCAACACCAAGCUCUUCUUCAAGAAGAAAAUCAAGAAAACUGGCUGUCAAUUUUGGCAUUUCUAAACCUUCUGAAUAAAUUUGGUACUUGGAAUUAAAUCAACUUCUUUCCUUUCCUCCCACCUUUUUAUAAAUCCAUAUCUGUGUCUCAUAAAAAUUACAACGUACUAUUUUAAAACAAUAUGUUUCAAUUAAAAUUUUUAAAAUUUUAAUUGUCAGGCACUUUUCAUGCUGUUUAAAAACUAUCCAUCAAAUUGUACAUCUUAAGUAUGUGCAGUUUGUUUUACAUCAAUUAUACCUCAAUAAAGCUGUAAAAAAAAAGAAUAAAUUAAACCUUAUGUUAAAAUAAUAUCAGUGGACUAAGCAUUCAAAUGUACCACUCCAACCAUUGGCCUCAUCAUUAGAAGCAUCCUAAACUAUGAAUUAGAUGUCAUAUUGCAAUAAUAAUAAACAUUUUUUACAUUAUCAUUGAGGGAUAAUUAAGUGGAGCAUGAAAAUUGGGCCUCAAGUAUAAUUUACUGAAUGUGGAUUUUAUUUCUUUUUUUAAUGAUGUAACAAGAUUGUCAGGAGAAUGGCUCUUAUUUAUAGGUAUUUUAACUUAUGUUCUGUUAUCUCUGAGGGUCCUUUAGACCUGUUGUGAAAUGAUCACACUUGUGGUGGUGCUGCCAGUUUUGCUUUAUUCUCAAUUUUGUACCAAAGCUACUUCAGAAUAUGGAUCAGACUAUUUCAUUUAACUGCUUGAAACUAUAAAUAGCAAUCUAGAUUUGAGUAAAUAAUUACAAUUUUUUAGACCAUGGAAGAACCAGCAUUAGUAAUUUCUAGUAAAAUUAAGUUUCAAAAUCUACAGGGUAAAAUGAUUACAAAUUAAUCUUCUCGUUGAGUAAAGUACAAAAUAUUAAUCAUAAUUAAUUAAAAUAAAAUCGUGUUAUUCUUUUGAAAAGCUUUUUACCUGCAUACUUAAACAUACAUGAGAGCUCUCUUCUUGGUCCAUGUAUAGUAUUUCCUGGGACUGAAGAAAUUCUAAAAUUUUUUAAUUUCCAAGUUGUGCACAGGCACAAUCAGUGUAUAAUGUACAUUAUUUAUAUGACAAAUGCUCACUCAUCUCAUUCUCUUUCCAUAUUUUUAGCUUUAUGCUGAACUGUUCAGUGCCUCUGGCAUUUUGUCUUUGCAUGUCUUGUGUGGGUGUGUGUUGUUCAAGCUGUGGCUGUUGAAAUUAUUUUAGAAUUUAUGAAAAUUUCUCAGUGGUACCAGGGCCUGAGUUAUAUAUAUAUAUAUAUAUAUAUAUAUAUAUAUAUAUACACACACACACACAUAUAUUAUGUAUGUAUAUGUAUAUAUAUAUGUAUGUAUAUGUAUAUGUAUUUACGCUUAAUUUUUGUGAUAUGCUUAUAUUUUUAAGGAAGUAAGUUAUCAUACUUUUUUAAAGUAGGAACCACAGUUUUUGUAUGGAGCUGCAUAUUAUUAUAUCCAGUUUGAUUUUGCUCAUUGAAAACUCUGCCUUGAGUCUUAAAGUAGUCUAUUUGUUUUUAAAAACGCUGGUAUUGAAUUAAAUGGAUUCCUUUCUCUAAUGCUGAUUUCAGAGUUUCUCUAAUGUUAAUAGAAUAUUUGUAUAUUAGUAGUGCCUUUAGUAUAUAAGAGGGAAAUGUUCAUUAUUGGUCAUUUAUUAUAGUCAUAUGAGUUUCUGUGAUUUUAUUUUCCAUUAAUUUCCUAGAUUCAGAUGUACAUUGUUUCCCAACAUUUCAUUAUUGGGAAUGUUUGUUUUUCUGCAGGGGGAAUUUGAGUCAUGAGGCUCAAGUAAUUCUCAGUGUUUGUCCUUAUUGCCUCAUAAACUAUUUUUUUAUUGGAAAUAUCUCUUAUGGGAAUACAGUACAAGAAAGUUGAAUUGUGACAGUAAGGUUAUGUUAACCUCUUACUACUUUGAAGUGUAUAAUAUUUUUCAUCUUAUGUAACUGUAAAAAUGCCAGCAUUCAAGAACUGCCUCAUUCAUCAGUGCUGUGUGACCACUCUAUAAACAGUGUACAGCCCACAUCUUUUUUAGAACACAGAAGGAGGAGCACAUGUAUCUUCUGAAAACUUCAAGAGAAAUUUUGGUAAGCAUAGUGCCAGUGACCCAUAUAAAGAUGUGUCUUCAGUAUUCAGGCAAAGCAAGCUGAUAAUUCUAGGUGGAUAGGCAGUAAAAAUGUUUUCUUUGUUUCUUCUGUUUUUCAAAAACAUAUUGUUCUAGAAGUCAGGAUUAUUAAAGAUAGAUUAAAAUGGGAUAGAGCUCCAAAAUGACUAGAUAGUGCAAAGGCAUUUGUCUUUAUUCCCUUUCCCUUGUAGGCCUUUCCCAGAUGGGGCCUGAGAUCAACAGAUGUGCCCUUUCUAGGGAGGAUGUAAGAGGCAGAGGCUGUUUUUAUUUCAUGAUAAUCUUGAGAGGACUAGAUCCACUGAAAGAUUGGAAAACUUACAAGUUUUCCUUUUUGGAUGGGGCAGACUUAGACUACGCCCAGGUUUAGAAAUAUGUCCAUUCAACUAUUGAACCUGCUCUGGACUUUCUGUGAAAACUAUGGACUAUAUAGGGCACAGAAGACCAGAAUCCCCAAAAUGCUUCAUGUUUCCACAUAACUAGAGAGAGCAGUUAAAUCUAUUUAAACCUUCUUUUCUCACUGAAACAUUUCUAAAUAUUCUUAUUCAAUAAGGGUUUUUUUUUUUUUGAGCAAAUUAAGUGAAUUUUGAAUAUUCAUCCUUUCAGUCUUAUUGUUUCUUUUCAGUAUUUCUUAAUCAUUUUCUGAGUUUUAUAAUUGGACAGGUAGAAUGUACUAAUUGAUAAAAACAUUAUGUAGUAGGAGUUACUGCUGUGGCUCAGCAGGUUAAGAACCUGGCAUAGUCUUCAUGAGGAUGCGGGUUCAGUCUCUGGCCUCACUCAUUGGGUUAAGGAUCAGGCAUUGCCUCAAGCUUCAGGAUAGGCUGCAGAUGUGGCUUGGAUCUUGCCUUGCUGUGGCUGUGGCAUGUAAGCCAGCAGCUGGAGCUCUGAUUCAAGCCCUAGCAUGGAAUUUCCAUAUGCCUCAUGUGUGGUCCUAAAAGGAAAAAAAAAAAAAAAUCAUGUAGUCUCAGGUCUUAAACAUCUGAGACUCAGUUGCCUAAAAAAUUAAUUUCAUCUCUAUGUAUACCUUGGUUUCCAUUUUAAGACUUUCCUUGCUUUUCAGAGGAAUAAGUAUUUCUUUCAGAACGAAAAAAAAAGCUUUUUUUUCCUAUUAGUGGGAGAGAGAAAGAACUCUUGAUGCAGGUUUUUUGUUGUUUAUUUCCUUUUCUAUGAUGAGGAACUUGCUUUGGUUUUAGACUGUUUUGUUUGUUUAGCAGCCCCUGCAAUAUAUGGAAGUUCCCAGGGUCGUGGAUUAAACCCACGCCACAGCAAUGAUCUGGGCAGCUGCAUUGAAAAUGCUGGAUCCUUAACCCACUGUGCCAUCAUGGAACUCCUAGACUGGUGUUUUUCAAACUAGUCUAGAUUCUUGGGGAGGGGGCAGAGAGGAAGGUGGUUGCUAGAAGGAAACCAGUUAAAUUAAGACCUAUCCAGUCACUGCAUUUUCAGACUAUACUCUAUCUUUCUAGCCCAAGGAAAUAGGUAAGCUGCAGGGCCUAUUUUAAUCAUUCACUUUUAAGUUGUCUUUUUGUAGUAAUAAAUCAUACAUUUCCAUAGUGAUUGUCUAAUUUUUCCCUCUAAGAUAGCUAGAACUGUCUAGCUCGCCACUGAUGUUAGUUCUAAUAUGCUUUAUCUCAUUCUCCAGAGCCUCUUUUUUAAAGCAGCUGUGUACAAUUUCCUAGCUUUUUGAGCUUGCUAUAUUUAAUACCAUCUUACUUCCAAACUGUGUUUUUACUGUGGAGGAGAAUUAAUUUAUUGGAGGGAAAUGACUGUGAUGGGUAUUCUCUACCUUUUAAAAAAAUGAGUCACAGAACUUAUUUUUUUAGAGAUAGUGAUGGAACUCAAACUGACAGUGUCAUUUAUGUACAUUUCAAAAGCUUUGUCAGUGAAACAGUCUUUUUUUGCAGAAGCUUCCUUUCCUAGUCAGGGUAAUGCUUAAAAUUCCAGAGGUGAUUAUGUUUCAGACCAAGCUGGUUCGCAUUUCCAUCAGAUCUCUCCAUCUUCCACCAGAGAAGCAGGCAGCAACAACAAUGGGGCAGAGCCAACAGACACGAGCAGGAGUUUCACUGACUCCAACACCACUGAUCCUUCUUUUAGAGAAGAAAAAAAUAAAUAAAUAAAACAGGUAAAAAUAGCUUUUGUAGUUAAGACUAUCAGUAAUCCAUUGCUGCUUUUGUGUUUGUGUGCAUGUGUAUGUCAGUGAACCAACAAUAAUGCCUUGCCCAAGCCGUGCGUUCAGCCAUCUCAAGUGCAAUUCUGAUGGAGACUUUGGUUUCCAAUAGAUAAAGUUUUACAUAAUUAAACCUGUAAAAAUUAAUUUUUUCCAAUAGUAAACCUAUUGCUAUCAAUUAUUUCAGCAAUUGGUAUACUAUUAAAAUGACCAGGCCACAUGAGUUUCUGUAGAUGUUUUAGUAAUUUGAGCCAAAUCCUCAUACUGUUUUCUCAUAAAAUAAUAGGAGUGAGAAUUUGGUCCACAGUUUGCUCUAAGUUCAAAAAAGAACUUUCCCUUACAGUUAAAAGGCUUUUUCGUUUGUUUUGGGGCUUGGGGGCUUUUUAUUUUUUUUCCUCAAAUCUCUUACAUAUUUUCUUUUGCCUGCACCCGGUUACUUCUUUGAGCGUUUCCAUCUAUUUUGAUAUAUGGGUAAUAGAUAGUGCACAGUAUCAUCAAAGCGUUAGAAAUUUUGUUCACUUAAUAUAAUUAAGUAUAAUUCAUACAUAUAUAUCUUAAUUCCUUUCUUUCCUCACACAACUAUUUUAUAAGUAACUGGAAUUUUGCAUUAGAUCUUAUACAGAGCAGUAUUUUAUUAAAAUUCAAAAGGGAAGACUUUUAUGUGUUCAUUUUAUAGUUUUUGUUUUUUAAAUAUCUUUACAUUGUCUGCAAUUAAAGUGUUUUAAACUUGCAUUGGAAUGGACUCUGAAUGUAUUUUUGUGUUAAGCUGUAUAUUUUUUAGAUUUUUAGCAUGAAGUUAGCCGCAAAACAUUGUACAAAAGAAUUUUAAAAUUUAAGAGUCACUAAAAGGGUUUAAACAUCUAUACAUGUUAAAUGCUAUAUGGAUUUUAAUUAAACAUUUGAGAAUGAUUUCA
Sus scrofa (pig) is the source of this 10445-nucleotide messenger RNA. It is a transcript of the gene XRN1, whose product is annotated as 5'-3' exoribonuclease 1. Lineage: Eukaryota; Metazoa; Chordata; Mammalia; Artiodactyla; Suidae. Gene Ontology annotation, cellular component: nucleus. Gene Ontology annotation, molecular function: 5'-3' RNA exonuclease activity; RNA binding. The record is from RefSeq and is a predicted model, not a curated record. Gene Ontology annotation, biological process: nuclear-transcribed mRNA catabolic process; rRNA catabolic process.